This is a messenger RNA of Metarhizium acridum CQMa 102, 1362 nucleotides long. Lineage: Eukaryota; Fungi; Ascomycota; Sordariomycetes; Hypocreales; Clavicipitaceae. The record is from RefSeq and is a predicted model, not a curated record.
AUGUCACUAAAAACAUACUCUGCUCAAACACCUGCGGAUUUGAAAGAGCUCUCUUCUCGGCACGAUGGUUUAACUGUUAUUUUACAGCUAACCUCCAAACAAUUGAUGAGCUCUGCUAGCAAUUGGACACGCCUCCACCUCCUCGUCUAUAGACUAAUAACCGGGUCAGAAACAUCAUUCUUGGAACCUUUUGAGGGUGACCACAACGAUGCCUGUCCCAUCUGCCAGCUCUCAAAAGAGUUGCCCACGCAACAAAUUGAUCUUCUCAUGCUUCGAAGUCUCCUAGAGGACAUCACACCUUCAGAGUUGCUGCAACCCGAAAGCAAAUUAUUGCAGAGCCCUUGGGGUUAUCUUAAGGUUGCGCUCGCCCAAGCGUCUCAUACAAGUGUGACUGAUGCACCCAAGCCCCGCGAGGAACGCAAAAAGCCCCCAGUGGAGAAGUACGGCAGUUAUACCAAUUCCUGGACUGCUAUCUUAGGCUCUUCCUCACCUUUAGGCCCAUCAUCCUCUGAAUAUGAGAUGGAAUUUGAGGACGUUGAUGAAGACGAGAACGAAGCUCGUCAGAGCAUACCAGAGGAUAUAUCCGUUCAUCUGGCAAUUGCGAUUAUUCGCUGUGUGUUGCUCUGUCUAAAACAACCUGGUGAGCAAGAGGAAGUUCGCGCACGCGUAGAGCGAAUAAAAGUCCAAGCCACAAUUGCGGGAUUUGACGGCAUUAUGUUCGAAGAUGAUGCCGGUAUGUCUUUUUACUGCAGGCAAAACUACGGUUGGAAACUAGUGCAUCCAUUUAUAACCAUGGUUGAGGCGAAACGAGCAUUCAAGUACAUUCGUAAAGACACGCAGUCAGGUAGAAGCAGCCCCAUGGUUCCAGACAACGUCUUAGCUCAGUAUCUUGCUCAAGCCGUACUGGCAUGGCAAGCAAAUCCCAGCUUGCUUCAUAAAGGGUUUGGUGCCACCGCCUUAGAACUGCUUUGGGUUACACAUUCACUGCUAACAAGCUACAGCGUUUUUCUUAUGGCCGUCGUCAACACCUUUGUACAAUUCAUCUACUUCACUUUUGGCUCUGACUAUCGCGAAUACAUCGAAGCCACCACCGCUGAGGAGCAACUGCGUGUUGUGAAUGAUCCAGAGAAGGACACCUUUGUUUACAUGGCCCGCACAAAAUGGUACGACUUACGGAUGAGCGAAGGGAGACGGUUAACAGCGUGCACUCUGCUGACACGAUUACGACAAAUUUUGCCAAAAUUGCAAGCAACUCGAGAGGGUGCUAUGCCGUCACCAAGGACACACACUCUGGAAUCGGACAGUGACGAUCUCAUGUAUUCGGAUAAUGACUUUAAUGAUGGUAAUGAUAGCAGUGAAUAA